Leishmania braziliensis MHOM/BR/75/M2904 is the source of this 1341-nucleotide messenger RNA. RefSeq lists its product as hypothetical. Bases 1 to 1341 code for a protein of 446 amino acids. The transcript has a single exon. The record is from RefSeq and is a predicted model, not a curated record. Gene Ontology annotation, biological process: transport. Lineage: Eukaryota; Euglenozoa; Kinetoplastea; Trypanosomatida; Trypanosomatidae. Gene Ontology annotation, cellular component: plasma membrane; cytoplasm.
AUGAGCUUGCAUGAUAUGCCGUUCCUGAUCCUCAAUCUCGGGGUUGAGAUGGUGUUUGUGCUGAACUCGCGCCUGCACGCGCAGGCGGUGCCGUCGGAGCAGGCGGCCAGCGUGUUGGGCGACGUUGGCACAAACAUAUUUGACCCCGUCUUUGUGGACGAGCUCUUCACCCCACACCCGAUGUACUCGUCUGCAUCAGUGCUGCAGGUCUUCACGGCACUCUCGAACAGCAGCGUCAUGCGUCUUAGUGAGAACUCGAUGCGAAAGUUGUACGACCUCGUCUACAUGACGGUCAAGUACCAAGUUUUUACUCUGCGCCACCCAUUGGAGCUGCUGGAGCUGACACUGAAUCACCUCGACGCCGCGCAAGCGAUUUUGCCGGCGGGGGUGCGACAGCUCGCUAGCGCGGCGGAGGAGCGCGUACUACGGCUUGCCAGCACGCUGAACGUCGGCGACUGGGCGAGUAUGAGACGGUCGCUGCUCAACUUCUUUACCGGUCGCCACGCACGGGUGUCCGUCCUCCUCGACAGCAAGGUGCAGGACGUAGAGAGUGGCGCCUUUUACAUUCCUCGAGAUACUUUUCUGUCUCCCUUGCCCGCCUGCAAACCUCCAGGGCUCGUCUAUGUGGCGGGUUUCCCCCAGCCUGGCACGUUUGCCCACCCUGAUGCACACCUUCCCUACCCUCCCCACGUGCCCCUUGGGUCGUGGAGUCCAAAGAGGGGUGCAGCGCGAAUGACGAACAACGGCUUUGACAUCUAUGCCGCCGCCGCUGCGUCGUUUACGCCGGCUACUGCUGCUGGCGUUGCCUCUACCGCUAUGAAUGACCCGCUGACGAGACAGACGCGCGAGAUGCCAAUCCCGAAGAGGUCCGCUUCUGAUGGCACCAGCGCGGUCACCGCCUUCCCCAGCCCUGCCACUCCACCGUCUUCUUCCCUUAUCACCGAGGAGCGACAAAGCGCCUACGACGCCGAGGUGAACUACCUCGCUCAGCUGAUUGGGUCGACAAGCAGAGCUCACAGCGCACAGGAGGUGGAGCUCGAGUUAUUUCACGAUGGCGCUGGCAGUGCGGGUGAGACGGCCGCUGCCACCUCAGUGCCGUUUGUGGCCCCCAAGUCAACGUCGAACGUGACCAGCAGCGGUGGCGGCGCCGCCGUAGCGCCGGCGGUCCCGGUUACUCGCAUGACAGUCUCUUUGGUUAAGGACCAGAACAAGAAGUUGUUGGGCAUCAUGAGCGACUUCAACUUUCCCAAGAGGGAAGACAGUGGUGUCGCUGGUGGUACUGCACCAGCCACCGGUGGCAACACCAUGAACGAUUUGCUCGACAUCAUGGACGAAGUGUGA